Molecule: messenger RNA, 1066 nt
Organism: Podarcis muralis (Common wall lizard)
Lineage: Eukaryota; Metazoa; Chordata; Lepidosauria; Squamata; Lacertidae
Source: RefSeq, a predicted model, not a curated record
CUGAGGGCGAAGGAUCCGAACGCCUAGCUUUCUGCUUGCGGGGAAAAGGGGGAAAUCCGCCCGCUUCCUUGGCGCUGCACGGCGCCACCCUGACCCCGCGCCCCGUCCGUGGCUCCAGGUCCUCCCGCCGCCAUCAUCCCUUCCUUCCCAGGAGGAUGCGUCCCCGGGCCCGCCUCAAAACCCCCGCUUCCUCUUCCUGCCCCGCCUCCCGACGUUAGCCAGGUGACCGCCCUCCUCAUGUCCUGCCUCAAGGGGCCCCCGGGGCCCAACAGGAAGUUCCAUGAGCUCAACAGGAAGUUCCCCAACGAGGACCUCCUCGCCAACAGGAAGUUCAGCGAGGCCAACAGGAAGUUCCCCCCCAACGACGAAGUCCUCGCCCACAGGAAGUUCCCCCCCAACGACGUCCUCGCCCACAGGAAGUUCCCCCCCAACGACCUCCUUGCCAACAGGAACUUCAACGAGGCCAACAGGAAGUUCCCCCCCAACGACGUCCUCGCCAACAGGAACUUCAACGAGCCCAACGACGUCCUCGCCAACAGGAAGUUCCCCUCCAACGACCUCCUCCCCAACAGGAAGUUCCCCGAGCUCGGCCGGAAGUUGAGCCAUGAGGUCCUCGCCAACAACGACCUCCUCGCCCACAGGAACUUCAACGAGGCCAACAGGAAGUUCCCCCCCAACGAUGUCCUCGCCAACAGGAAGUUCCCCCCCAACGACCUCCUCCCCCACAGGAAGUUCCCCCCCAACGACAGGAACUUCCCCGGCGACACCUUCGCCGACAGGAAGUUCCCCGCCAACGACAGGAAGUUCCCCCCCAGCGACAGGAACUUCCCCGGCGACGCCUUCGCCGACAGGAAGUUCCCCGCCAACGACAGGAAGUUCCCCCCGGCCAUGAGGUCAUCGCCAACGAGGGCGUGGCCAAGCCGUUGGACCCGCCCCCCCUGUUCUACCCGGCGACCGGGGCCGAAGUGAUAGCCAACCAGUACGCCCUUCCCGCCAGUCCUCCCAGCGCCGAAUCCCUAGAGUGCCCCACCUGCGGCCACGCCUACAACUCCGCCCACAAGAGGCC